GUGGGAGGAUCAAUAGGGUCAGGUUAAAUAAGUUCACCUCUUUGGCGUCCGUGCACGUUUGAGAGAUUAACCUGCAGCAGCUCACGUUUUCAGUUUUGCUCUUUUGGUUUGGAAGAGUUCUCUUUGACUUCAGCCAUGCAGAAAAGCUCAGAGCAGCCCUCUCUUCUGGUCUUGGAGAACUUCAUCGGAGGAAAGUUCAUCUCUUGCAGAGACCAUGUCGACUCCUAUGACCCCUCCACUGGAGAGGUCUACUGCAAAGUACCAGACAGCAGCAAGGAGGAGGUGGACGCAGCUGUGGCAGCGGCUAAAGAGGCCUUCCCUGACUGGUCAGCCCGCAGUCCACAGGAGCGAGCCGAAGUCCUCGUGAAGCUGGCCGAUCUGAUUGAUGCCAACAUGGAAGAGUUGGCCCAAGCUGAGUCCAGAGACCAAGGUAAAACCCUGACGGUUGCUCGGACCGUGGACAUUCCUCGAUCGGCGUACAAUUUCCGCUUCUUUGCGUCGUCCGUGCUCCACCACACCACCGACUGCAGCCAGAUGGACCACAUGGGCUGCCUGAACUACACCACGCGCUGUCCAGUGGGAGUAGCUGGUCUGAUCAGUCCCUGGAACCUCCCUCUGUACCUGCUGACCUGGAAGAUCGCGCCGGCCAUUGCCACGGGCAACACGGUGGUGGCCAAACCCAGCGAGAUGACCUCGGUGACCGCGUGGAUGCUCUGCAAGCUGAUGCAGCAGGCUGGUGUCCCUCCAGGGGUUGUCAACAUUGUUUUUGGCACUGGUCCCAGAGCAGGGGAUGCCCUGGUGGGCCAUCCUGAUGUCCCUCUGAUCUCCUUCACCGGCUCCACCGUCACCGCCCAGCGCAUCACGGAGCGGAGCGCCCCCUACUGUAAGAAGCUCUCCCUGGAGCUGGGAGGUAAAAACCCCGCCAUUAUCUUCGCCGACGCAGACCUGGAGCAGUGCGUCGCCACGACCGUUCGCUCCAGUUUUCUCAACCAGGGAGAAAUCUGCUUGUGUACCAGUAGGAUUUACGUAGAAAGGAGUAUUUACUCUGAGUUUUUAGAGAAGUUUGUGGCUGCGGCUAAAAAGUGGAAGACUGGUGUUCCGUCUGACCCCAACAACAACAAUGGAGCACUCAUCAGCAAAGAACACCUGCAGAAGGUGCGCAGCUUCGUGGCGCUCGCCAAAUCUGAAGGCGCCACGCUCCACUGCGGCGACGGCGUGGACCCGCUGGACCUCCCACAGCGCCACAAGUCUGGCUACUUCAUGCCCGCCACCGUCCUCUCAGGCGUGCCCGACAGCUCGCGCGUCAUGCAGGAGGAGAUCUUCGGCCCCGUCACCUGCGUCAGCCCGUUCGACAGCGAGGACGAGGCUGUGGCCAGGGGGAACGGCGUGCGCUACGGCCUGUCGGCCACCGUGUGGUCCCGGGACGUGGGGAGGGUCCACCGGGUGGCCCAGCGGCUGCAGGCGGGUGUGGUGUGGACCAACUGCUGGCUGGUUAGGGAUCUGAAUCUGCCGUUUGGGGGAAUGAAGAACUCCGGGGUGGGGAGGGAGGGAGGGAAGGAUUCCUAUGAUUUCUUCACGGAGGUGAAGAGCAUCACUAUCAAACACUGAGGCAAUGAUGCAAUGCUGGCCAAAACAAGAAUUUGUUGGUAUUUAGAUUUAGAAAACAUAAAAUUUCACCUCAGAUCGUUUAAAUUAAUCCACAUAUUAGAUGACAUAAUCAGUGGAAACCUACACAAGUAUAUAAACAAACAGAACCGAUGUUAUUGUCUAAUAAAAAAAGAAGUAUACAACCGUCCUUUUUAUUCUUUUUUUUUCUGAUUUUCUCCACCUGGUGGGUUUUAAGAAAUAGUUAGUAUCUUACCUGUUUAGAGAGCUCCAUUAUUAAAAUCUAAAUUCAAAUAAAAUAAUCCAAAAUGAA
Molecule: messenger RNA, 1918 nt
Organism: Austrofundulus limnaeus
Lineage: Eukaryota; Metazoa; Chordata; Actinopteri; Cyprinodontiformes; Rivulidae
Gene: aldh8a1
Product: aldehyde dehydrogenase 8 family, member A1
Exons: 7
Coding region: 136-1608 (490 amino acids)
Biological process (GO): retinoic acid metabolic process
Molecular function (GO): retinal dehydrogenase (NAD+) activity
Source: RefSeq, a predicted model, not a curated record